Periophthalmus magnuspinnatus is the source of this 1709-nucleotide messenger RNA. RefSeq names its product PDZ domain containing 1 (gene pdzk1). Gene Ontology annotation, molecular function: signaling receptor binding; protein-membrane adaptor activity. The record is from RefSeq and is a predicted model, not a curated record. Gene Ontology annotation, cellular component: apical plasma membrane. The transcript is spliced from 8 exons. Gene Ontology annotation, biological process: protein localization to plasma membrane. Bases 94 to 1635 code for a protein of 513 amino acids. NCBI's taxonomy places the organism in Eukaryota, Metazoa, Chordata, Actinopteri, Gobiiformes, Gobiidae.
GGAGGGCAUGCCGGAGAUACAGCAGAUAACAGUCCAGCAGUGGCAAGUGGACUCCUCCUUUGCACCGGGACACUGAGCAGGAAGGAGCUGGAAAUGGCGAGAUACAAGCCAAGGGUGAUUUCUUUGAACAAGAGGUCAGAGCAAACUUUUGGCUUCUACUUGAGAGUGGAGCAUGAGGAGGAGGGACACCUGGUUCGCUGCUUGGAGAUGGGAGGAAACGCAGAAUUGGCUGGAAUGAAAGAUGGAGACCGGAUCUUGAAGGUCAAUGGAACGUUUGUGGAUGGACUUCCCCACUCUGAGGUAGUCGAAUUGGUAAGAAACAGUGGCUCUUCUGUCCUCUUCCAUGUUUUGGACGAGGCAUCGUACAAACAAGCAAAAGCUCAGGGAGUGAACUUGGCCGACUCUCACAGCUCACCAGUCACUAAUGGUGUGUCCAAACAUGCGCCCAAACCCAAACUGUGCUACCUUGUUAAGAACAACAGCGGCUAUGGUUUCUCCCUCCGCUCAGUUAAAGGCCAGCAGGGUUUGUACAUGACAGAGGUGAUCCCAGGAGGUGUCGCGGACCAGGCCGGGGUCAGACUCAAUGACCGCCUGUUAGAGGUUAACGGAGAAGACAUGGAAACACACGACCAGGCAGUGGAGAAGAUCAAGUCUGCAGGGGGCGCUCUCCUGUUCUUGCUGGUAGAUGAGGAGACAGAGAGACACUACCAAAGCAAACACAUAAAAAUUGGGGCCUGGUUAGCAACGACUAAGUACCUGCCACACAAGCCCAGAAUCGUAGAGAUGACCAAAGGAAGUGACGGCUAUGGUUUUCUGCUAAAAGAGGAACCUAAACUCUCAGGGCACUUCAUCAGAGAGAUAGACAGAGGGAGCCCAGCAGACAGAGUAGGCCUGAUGGACAUGGACAGACUGGUGGCUGUGGACGGGAAGGAAGUGGCUGGACUUUCCCAUGAGGAGGUGGUAGACUGCAUCCGUAUGAGUGGCAACCAAUGCUCCCUCCUAGUGGUGGACAAAGAGACAGACCAAAUGUACGAGAAGGGAAAAGUCUCCCCUAUGCUUUUCUGGGAGGAGAUGAAGGGUCUAACUUCACCUCCGAGCUACAACGAAGCUGUAACAAUUCCUGCUGCCCACCGUCCACCUUCACCAGUUCAGGACAGAGAGGAGGACCUCAAACCCAAACUGUGCAGAAUGGAAAAGACCUCCGCCGGAUAUGGGUUCCACCUAAACGGCAUUCAGGGCGUGUGUGGACAGUACAUCAAAGAGGUCGUGAAAGGGGGUGCAGCGGACAGGGCCGGGCUGGAGGAUGAGGACAUGGUGGUGGAGGUUAAUGGGGUGAAUGUGGAGAAAAGCACCCAUGAAGAGGUUGUAGGUCUGAUCCGGAGCAGUGGUAGUUAUCUGGAGAUGCUGGUGGCCAGUAGGAGCGUCUAUGACAGGCUCACAGCUAAGGGAGUGCCCAUCACAAGAGCACUGCUGGGGGAGACGUCCUACGCUCAAGUUCACACUCCUGAAACGAGAGAAAUACGACAAGAAACUCCACCGCCAGCUCUGCCAGAAGAACCAGAGCAACCAGCAAGAUCAAGGAGCUCAUCCGAGUCAUCUUCUGCAUCUGAAGCCAGUGUAGAUGAGAGAUUUUGAGUUGGUCUCCUGUUAAUAUUCACCAUUUAACUUAAUAUUACCACAGUCACCAGAGCAGCAGAGCUCAAAUUAAA